Colias croceus (clouded yellow) is the source of this 1524-nucleotide messenger RNA. RefSeq names its product aldehyde dehydrogenase 1A1-like. The coding region runs from base 1 to 1470 and encodes 489 amino acids. The record is from RefSeq and is a predicted model, not a curated record. The transcript is spliced from 11 exons. Gene Ontology annotation, molecular function: aldehyde dehydrogenase (NAD+) activity. Lineage: Eukaryota; Metazoa; Arthropoda; Insecta; Lepidoptera; Pieridae.
AUGGCACCUCAUAUCCAUUAUACUAAGCUUUUCAUCAACAACGAGUGGGUUGACUCGAAAAGUGGCAAAACUUUCGACACGUAUAACCCCCAUGAUGGCUCCGUUAUAGCUAAAGUAUCUGAAGGCGAUAAGGAGGACAUUGACCUAGCGGUUGCCGCUGCAAAGAAAGCCUUUGCCAGAAAUUCAGAAUGGCGUCUCAUGGAUCCAAGUGAGCGUGGCAAGAUCCUUUACAGAUUCGCUGAUUUAGUAGAAAAGGAGGCCAAUUAUCUUGCACAGUUGGAAAGCUACAACAAUGGCAUGGUAUUACAUAUGAACACUAUGCUUAUGACUGGAGCGCCUGAUGAAAUCAGAUACACUGCCAGUUUAGCGGACAAAAUCGAAGGAAAUACUAUCCCAUCUGAUGGAGAUACUUUCUGCUACACUCUAAAGCAGCCAGUGGGUGUAUGUGGUCUUAUAUUACCCUGGAAUGUGCCCAUCCUCAUGUUCCUCAAGAAGGUCACAACUGCUUUGGCUGCAGGUUGUACAACCGUCGUCAAGCCAGCUGAACAGACGCCCCUCACCGCCCUGUAUCUUGCUUCGCUCCUCCAAAAGGCCGGAGUACCCCCUGGUGUGGUGAACGUUGUCAAUGGCUACGGAGAAACCGCUGGAGUAGCUCUCACACACCACCCUGAUGUCGCUAAGAUUUCCUUCACCGGUUCGCUUGAAGUUGGCAAGUUGAUCCAACAAGCCGCUGGUGCCAAUAAUUUGAAACGUAUCACCUUGGAGUUGGGAGGAAAGAGCCCGCUUGUUAUCAUGAAUGACGCUGACUUGGCGGCUGCCAUCCCCUAUGCUGCCUUCGGAGUGUUCACACACCAGGGUCAGAUCUGUAUCGCAGCAUCCCGUCUGUACGUGCAGUCUGGUAUUUACGACCAGUUUGUGAAGGGCGCCGUGGAAAUGGCUAAGAACUAUAAAAUUGGAAACCCCUUCGAUGCUGAUACGCAGCAUGGACCUCAGAUCGACGAAGGAAUGAUGAAGAAAGUACUAGGCUACAUUGAAAAAGGCAAACAGGAGGGUGCCAAGCUCCUGGUCGGUGGUAAACAGUCUGGCAGCAAGGGCUACUAUAUUGAACCUACUGUCUUUGCUGAUGUUCAAGAUGACAUGACCAUUGCUAAGGAGGAAAUCUUCGGCCCAGUGCAAAGCAUCCUGAAGUUCGAGACAUUGGAAGAGGUCAUUGACCGCGCGAACGCGACCAACUACGGCCUAGCCGCUGGUAUCUUCACCACCAACGUGAACACUGCAGCUAUUCAGUUCUCUAAGAAUGUUGAAGCUGGUAUAGUUUGGGUUAAUACUUACAUGAAGAUGUGCACCCAAGCACCUUUCGGUGGUUUCAAGGAGUCUGGAAUCGGACGUGAAGGAGGUCAACGCUGCGUUGACGAAUACCUUGAAGUGAAAACAGUGACAAUGGCUGUACCAAAGAAAAUCAGUAACUAGGAUCUGAGGAUGAUUAGGAUUAUUAGGAUUAAAUAAAAUGUUAUUCUUGCAAUA